ACGGGUGCGCCCCGGAAGCAGUUCUUUGGCCCUGUGACACGUAGCAACGGAGCCUGUUCAGGGUCUUAAGCCUUAUUGAGGGGUUUUGGGGGGUUGCUGGACCUGCUGACGCCGCUACCGCCGCUUCCCGGUUUGGCGCGGCCUUCCAGGAGUCUGCCCUUUCCCAGAAGGCCCGGGCCUUCUUUUGCAAGGAGACAGUCGCAUUGUCAGCGGCAGUCUGCCGUGAGAUUAUUUGCAAUGGCAGGGUUUGAUAACUUAAAUACGGAUUUCUACCAGACAAGUUACAGCAUCGAUGACCAGUCACAGCCGUCCUAUGACUAUGGAGGAAGUGGAGGACCCUAUAGCAAACAGUAUGCUAGCUAUGACUACUCGCAGCAAGGCCGAUUUGUCCCUCCAGACAUGAUGCAGCCACAACAGCCAUACACUGGGCAGAUUUUUCAGCCUACUCAAGCGUAUACUCCAGCGACACCUCAGCCUUUCUAUGGAAACAACUUUGAGGAUGAGCCACCUUUAUUAGAAGAAUUAGGUAUCAAUUUUGACCACAUCUGGCAAAAAACACUAACAGUGUUACAUCCAUUAAAAGUAGCAGACGGUAGCAUCAUGAAUGAGACUGAUUUGGCAGGACCGAUGGUUUUUUGCCUUGCCUUUGGAGCCACAUUGUUACUGGCUGGCAAAAUCCAAUUUGGCUAUGUAUAUGGGAUCAGUGCAAUUGGAUGUCUAGGAAUGUUUUGUUUACUAAACUUAAUGAGUAUGACAGGUGUUUCAUUUGGGUGUGUGGCAAGUGUCCUUGGAUAUUGUCUUCUUCCUAUGAUCCUACUUUCCAGCUUUGCGGUGAUAUUUUCUUUGCAAGGAAUGGUAGGAAUCAUUCUCACUGCUGGAAUUAUUGGAUGGUGUAGUUUUUCUGCAUCCAAAAUUUUUAUUUCUGCAUUAGCCAUGGAAGGACAGCAACUUCUAGUAGCAUAUCCUUGUGCUUUGUUAUAUGGAGUCUUUGCCCUGAUUUCUGUUUUUUGAACUGAAUUUAUCUGGCAUGUGGACAUCAUUGGGCCAAAAAGGACUUGAACUCUUAAAUUGGACCAGCGAACUGCUACAGUGCAACUCUCAUGCAGACCUAACAUUUGACUGUUGGAGCAAUGGAAGUAAAUAUGUAUCUUUUGUUCAUUUUUAUAGAACUUUUGAAUACUAUGUUGGAUUUAUCUGCAGUAUGACUAGCUUUAAGUAUUUGUGCUUAUACAGAUAAGAUUAAGAAGUGCUAUUUCCUGUUCCUGCAACCUUUGAAAAACAAAUUUUUUCCUUGCAAAUUAUAUUAAGAUGUUUUUAAUAGAUUUUUAUCAACUGUGGGAAACUAACCACAUAAUAAUCUUUCUUAGAAACAACCCAGUCAUAGUUAAGAAGACACGAGAUGUAUUGCAGAAAUAUUUUUCCAAGGGAUUAGGAAAGAAAAAUUGCCUAUAUUCUCAAGUUAGUUGCACUUGGAGCAAAAAAGUGAUCCCAAAGUAGAAUUUUUAUAAGUUUGCACUUCCAAAAUUUGACAUUCCUUUAGAUUAUCUCAUGGAGUUUUUGCUAAAAUUCAAAGAGACAAGAAGUUCAUAGUCUACUUUAUUGUAGACAGGAAAUGUGAACACCUGUUAAGGUAAGCAUUAACUAAAUCGUAGUGACCCAGGCUGGCUACAUUUAUGUUCAUUGUUGGAUCUUCAUAUUUCCUAGAAAAUCACUAACCUUUUUUGAAAAAAAUAUUUAAAAUGUCACAAUUUCAGUACUGCAGUUACCAAUGUAAAAUGCAUUUGAUGCUUAGUAAUUAAAAAUUUCCCAAUUUUAACUGCUGUUGAGUUGAUUUUUACUGUUUUUGUUAUCUCAUUUUCUUUAACUAGUUUUAACUUGUAUUCCUGGUUUAGCCUGAGUUUUAAGAACAGAAAUUUUUAGUAUAAAAUUAGAGAAAAAAAAAAGAGAUUAAGUGAAAGGCAAUUUGAGUUACAAUAUUAUUUCCUUGUAUUAAAUUUGUUUGGCUAAUGUCAUGCUCUCUUGUCAGAGAAUCUGUGGGAAAAUGCUGUAUCUUAUAUUUUGAUCAUUGGGUUUUUCUGAAAAAACUGCCUCUGAUUUUGGACAAGCUCAGUUACACUUACGAGAAAGGUGCCCUGUGGGGAGGCAAAUGUUGCCCUCUUUUUUUGGGGGGGGAGACUUAGACUAAUUAAAAAAACAAACUGAUGUUUAUUGUUGGUUUUAAAAGGUAGUGUUCAAUCAAAAGAGGAGGUUACGUUAAUAAAACAUAUUUCUUAUAA
Messenger RNA from Mustela lutreola (European mink), 2276 nucleotides. RefSeq names its product Yip1 domain family member 5 (gene YIPF5). The record is from RefSeq and is a predicted model, not a curated record. Lineage: Eukaryota; Metazoa; Chordata; Mammalia; Carnivora; Mustelidae. Gene Ontology annotation, cellular component: membrane; trans-Golgi network. Gene Ontology annotation, biological process: endoplasmic reticulum to Golgi vesicle-mediated transport; vesicle fusion with Golgi apparatus; regulation of ER to Golgi vesicle-mediated transport. The transcript is spliced from 7 exons. The coding region runs from base 238 to 1011 and encodes 257 amino acids.